Molecule: messenger RNA, 273 nt
Organism: Penicillium pulvis
Lineage: Eukaryota; Fungi; Ascomycota; Eurotiomycetes; Eurotiales; Aspergillaceae
Exons: 1
Coding region: 1-273 (90 amino acids)
Source: RefSeq, a predicted model, not a curated record
AUGCCUGGUUCAAUAUCGCCAUUCACGGCAUUACGCUCCAAUUCCAGUGUCUUCCACGAACAUCACAAUGAACUUCGUUUGCUAGCGUCAUUCUCCACCUCUUGUGGCGGAGGAUGGAUGGAGUUACUCGAGAGCGACGUCGAACUCAAUACCGUGCUAAGGAGAGGCACCGGCCCCCAGCGAGUAUUGGAGCAAAAGCGAACUUUGAUUUCAGAGCUGGCUGGCCGCGAAAACGACGUGAAACGCUUGGAUUACCCCGAGCCGUCUUCCUAA